AUGAGCUUCGUCACACGCCGUGGUCUCUCGACCCUCAUCCCUCCCAAGGUCGCUUCUCCUACAGGAAUUGGAGCCGCGCAAGAUGCCGCCCGUAUGGAGCGCAUAGUGGGCUUUUACGAGAAACUGCCCCGCGGUCCAGCACCUGAAAUCAAACCCACUGGCCUGCUCGGACGAUACCAAGCCCGGUAUUUCGGAAAGAACCCCUCUGCGAUGCCAAUUAUCCAUGUCAUUGGUGGACUGAUUCUCUUGGGCUAUAGCAUGGACUAUUAUUUCCAUCUCCGUCACCACAAGAACAAUGUCCAUUAA
Molecule: messenger RNA, 306 nt
Organism: Paracoccidioides brasiliensis Pb18
Product: F1F0 ATP synthase subunit f
Exons: 5
Coding region: 1-306 (101 amino acids)
Biological process (GO): proton motive force-driven ATP synthesis
Source: RefSeq, a predicted model, not a curated record